Messenger RNA from Phaeoacremonium minimum UCRPA7, 885 nucleotides. RefSeq lists its product as hypothetical. The transcript has a single exon. The record is from RefSeq and is a predicted model, not a curated record. Lineage: Eukaryota; Fungi; Ascomycota; Sordariomycetes; Togniniales; Togniniaceae. The coding region runs from base 1 to 885 and encodes 294 amino acids.
AUGCCAGUCCGAUCAUACACGGUCCAGUCGUUCAGUCAUUCAGGUGCAUGGACAGAGCGACCAAUCAUUAGAUCCACCUCAACCUUCGCUGGCCGCAAGCGCUCCAGAGACGAGGCAGCAAUCAAUCUCGAUGAACCAGAGAAGACAGUGCCGGCGCCUUCGAUAGAAGAGCCGGAAGACGAAUGGGAGUACGGCCCAGGCAUGGUCCUCAUCAAAAAGAAAACCGGCUACGUCAACGACGCGAGCAGUCAAUCCGGAACCUGGGUUGAAGAGAAAGCCGCAGAAGACCGUGCACGAAAGACAGAAGCCGCCAUCGCUGUCCAAGAACAGCUCUCCCAGGAACGACCGUCUCUCAGAAGUAACAAAUCUCAACGGCUUGACAUGACGACAAAACUCAACCCCGGUCUGGAUAUGCAGCCAAACCGAUCAAGUCCAGGUCGUGACCUUGCCGAUUCCACAGCAGACGGCGGCGCAGCACCAAUCGUGGAUGACUUCACUCUGCAUCUCGGUAUUGGAUGGAAGCGCGUCAGCGACGACGACCACAUCCAGGCGGCUGCACGAGGCUGGGCUCGCUAUAUCGAAAGACAUUACCCCGUCACCCAUGCCAAGCUUUUACUCGAAAGCAAGGGCCUCCAGUCAUAUCUCGUGGAAGCUAGCGAAGGUUUCUUCCUUUUCGGCGAGGACCUACGCCAAGGUCGACUUGUUAGCACGAACCCCGAGCGUGCUCUUCAGAACCUCAAAAUAUCCCCUCCUGUCUUUGAUGGUCUCGAGACCAUGACUGCUGCUGGCUCACCCAAACCCACGGAUGCGGAACCAACCAUGACAAACGCCGCACCAACUCAACAACUGACGACUACAGCCGAAGUCGACAUGGACAUGAGCUGA